Messenger RNA from Monopterus albus (swamp eel), 1668 nucleotides. RefSeq names its product Purkinje cell protein 4b (gene pcp4b). The record is from RefSeq and is a predicted model, not a curated record. The transcript has 3 exons. Gene Ontology annotation, molecular function: calcium ion binding; calmodulin binding. Lineage: Eukaryota; Metazoa; Chordata; Actinopteri; Synbranchiformes; Synbranchidae. Gene Ontology annotation, cellular component: cytoplasm. Bases 187 to 378 code for a protein of 63 amino acids.
AUUUGCCCACGGCAUGCCUAUUGGUGUAUUGGUGACGUGAUGACUCGGAGGAGUUGGGCUCAACACUUUAUAAAGCUUCUCUGUCCGCGGCGAGCCAUUCUUUUUAAAGAAUACUGGUGCGGAAACUUCUCAUUCAGCAACUAACGUGCUGGAAGCAGACGAGAAACCUCAACAUUACCGGCCAUCAUGAGCGAGAGACAAGGUUCUGGAGCAGCUGCUGGCAACAACAAGACAUCUGGAGGACAAGAUGUAUCCAAGACGAACGUCCCAGAGGACUUUGACAUUGACAUGGACAACCCAGAGACCGAAAAGGCAGCUGUUGCCAUCCAGUCUCAGUUCAGGAAGUUCCAGAAGAAGAAGCGUGAUGAGAAGUCCUAGUGAGUGCCAUGUUGCUCUGCUGCUGUGUACAGAGAUGGCAAGUGGAAGCGAUGGCACAGUGAUGAUGGUGUGAUAUUUGCAUGUAUACAAAUUCAUACCAGUUGGAACUCUAGGGGUUGUGAUGGGGUUGGGGGGAGAGAAUGCAAUAGCUUGUUCAACAUAUGACAUGUCUGUGAAUUUGAAUUACACUAUUAUUAUAAAUACCAUUAUUUACCCGACUGCUGUAUCAAUAAAUAAGUAACAAAGAUUUGGUUUCUGUCCUGCCAUAUAUGUCCCAUAUAUCAAGUCCCAUGAGGUCUACCUGGUGUUUGUGUUAGAAUAUGUUUUUGUACUUAACCCAACCUCAUAGUUGCAUCAUCAUUUCUGUACUGUUUAGGACUACGUUUCCCAAAAUUACCUGUAUUUUCUGUGUGUAGAUGGUACAAAAGCUGGUGAUAGAAUGAAGAUUGUUUUUAGGAAACUAAGCCUGCAGCUUUCUAUCUUUAACAUUUCACCCAUCCAGAGCCAUUUUCUUAUCUGCAUGGUCCUAUCAAGCUGUGUAUCAAUGUACAUUGAAUAAAGAAAGACUGUGAGGAACUUGUGUAUGGUGAAUGUAAAUGCAAAACACCUGGAAUGAAAUGUCUCACCAACUACUGGAUGCAUAAGCGUCCACUCAUCUUUGAAGACUCAGUUUUCAAAGAUGAAUGGUAAUUUUGCCCCAGUCCAACACGAAGCCUGUGUAUUUGAUUUGCACAGAGACUGAGAAUACAGAGGUGAGGACAGUAAAAACAGUUAAAAUCUUCCUAUCACUCAACAAAAAAGUUGUUUAGGAGAUCUAUGACACAGAAAGAGAGAGCCACUGAGGCCUCAGUCAAACAGUGACAUUUUUUCACUAGGCUUAAAUGUGUUUUGUCUCAGACUGCCUUAAACUUGAGUGUAUGUUGCUUGUAAGUUAUAAGCAAGUUAAUAAAAGUAAUUUGCUUAUCACCAAUUGUUCUGGACCUUGAAUAGAAAUCAGAUUCAGAUCUUUGAAUAUGAAGUUUGAGAAUCUCUGCUGUAGACCAUAUUUGAGGACAGGGUUCAACCAUGCGCUUUAAUUAUUUUAUGGUGAACGUUUCCACAUGCAGCAGAAGUUACAAGUGCAACUUCACCCUCUGUCAAGGUGCAAAAAUGCAGGAAAACAAACUGUAAAGAAAAAUGUCUGGCAACACUUGCCGUAUUCCAAGCAACUUUAAUGCAAAGACAAAAGACCAAUGUGUUUCUGCAUAAAGCCUUUGUGUGGUUCAGUGGGUAGAGCAGUCGUCUCCCAAC